CUGUUUUUAAAGGAUUGUAGUUUUCGUAGGUCGGUUUCUUUUGAUUUCGCUGUUUAUCAGUCAACACAACCGUGUGGAAGCACCAUUUCCUGCUUUUCUCUGAUUGGAUGCCCGUCUCUUGUUUGUUUUUUGCAGUAUGAUCUCGUGAACACCAUCGGAGAAGCGGCUGCUCUCGGCGCUGCCGGCAUCGUCUCCUGGGGAGACAUGGACGUCACUGAGACGGAGGACUCCUGCUUUGCCGCUCGACACCACCUGGAGCAGGUCAUGAACCCGUACAUCUUGAACGUCUCCACGUCAACGCGACUCUGUAGCGAGGCGCUCUGCCAGGGCCGAGGUCGCUGCGUGAGGAAGCGCUGGGACGACGACGUCUACCUCCACCUCGACCCGUGCCGUUACCGCAUCGAGCGCCAGCUCCCCCGCGGGAGCCGCCACUGGGGCCCGCUCACCGUGCGUGGCGGCCUCUCGCAGGAUGACGUCAACUAUUUUGACCGCAACUUCGACUGCAUGUGCUACAGCGGGACGCCGUGCCGUUCAUUGAUGAUGUUCAACGACGUCCCCGCGGCCGUCGUCAGGGAGAGGAAUGGAGGCGCUCACAGGCCCCGCCCCCUCCUGCUGCUGACGAUGGUGCUCAGUCUGAAGUAUGUCGUGAUGAGGUCAUAAGUUAAUGGCACAAAUCUGAUACUCGUGAUUCAGGACGAGUGGUCGAAGGCACUUAAAGAACAAUCCCACUGUUUUUAAUAUCUUGUUUGUUUCAUAUUUCUGUCUGUGGUAAAACUCAAUGACCGCUUACUAGCUUGUUCCUGAGCUUUCAACUCAAUGACUGAGUUUUUGUAUGUUUGACCAUUAAGAUUGUCUUGUAAUUCAGCUGUACUUUGUUUUCAAAGAGUGCUUUAUAAAUAAACUGACUUGACUUAAACU
This is a messenger RNA of Anarrhichthys ocellatus (wolf-eel), 918 nucleotides long. Its product is annotated as hyaluronidase PH-20-like. Gene Ontology annotation, molecular function: hyalurononglucosaminidase activity. The transcript has 2 exons. NCBI's taxonomy places the organism in Eukaryota, Metazoa, Chordata, Actinopteri, Perciformes, Anarhichadidae. The record is from RefSeq and is a predicted model, not a curated record. The annotation marks the transcript as partial. Gene Ontology annotation, cellular component: acrosomal vesicle. Gene Ontology annotation, biological process: hyaluronan catabolic process; carbohydrate metabolic process.